Molecule: messenger RNA, 366 nt
Organism: Lentinula edodes (shiitake mushroom)
Lineage: Eukaryota; Fungi; Basidiomycota; Agaricomycetes; Agaricales; Omphalotaceae
Exons: 2
Source: RefSeq, a predicted model, not a curated record
AUAUUGGAAACAUCGGAAUUGCCUCCGCCUGGACCUUUGUACUACGCAGCCAGAAGGGCUCUAUGGCUGAAAUCGCCUGACAACAAUACGCCUCGGCAAUUUUCCCCUUCUACGUCUCGUCACAAACUGGAGAAUCUACUCGAUACUCCAGAUGCCAUUCACAGUGACGCAGUAUGGGAAGGCGGAAUUCACAAGGUUUGGAAGGGUCUCUCGGGAGGUGCCAGCCUCAAACGUAGGCUUCCACUGAAUCUCGUGAUCAAAAUUGUUCAUUGUGCUUGGGUACGGGAUGAAACAUGGCCAAUGGGUGGAGUGGCACCUGAGCCCGACGACAUGGUCACAGAAGAGGCUCAGCCUUCACAAGUACUG